AUGGCUGCUUUCUGCACUUCACCUUUAUGGGACUGGAACUAUACCUGGCACUCGGAAUAUCCAAGGCUGACGCCAUGCUUCGAGACUACGGUCCUCGCCUACGCGCCUGCCACUCUGCUCGUGCCGUUCGGCCUCAUCUCGUCGCUUCUGGGACGGCGGAAAAAGCACUACGAACCCCUCUCCUGGACUCUGUUAAGUAUCUCCAGAUUGGCUGCGAGUCUUCUGCUGACCCUCACCUACGCCUUGUCGCUUAUGUAUAGACUGACCGUAGAGACAUCGUCCUCGUCAUCGGUGAUAGCGGAUCUCGUGCAAUGCAUCACUUUCGCCAUUGCCAUGAACACUCAGGAGAAUUGCCGAAAGAGGGGAAUUGGAUCUUCGAUGUUGCUGUUUUCUUUUUGGUCGGUGACUGCUGUCUGCAUGUUUCCCGAAUAUUCGCGCCACAUGUGGGAUGUCUUUGCCUCCGAAAGUUAUUUUCCCAACGUCUUGAGGUUCUCUGUGAUUGCUACAACUUACCCUGUUGUUCUCCUGCAGUUGUUGCUAUCCUGCUUGACUGACGCCAUGCAUGACGUAAAAAGGCCCUACCUUACCGCCCCACCGGUGUCCUUCCUUCUGUUCGGAUGGUUGUCAAAUCUCGUACUUCAGAGGUCCCAGCGCUUUGUCCAGCUUGAGGAUAUUUACAACAUGCCAGCAGACAUGAGGACUGGGCGAAACCACAGUAGGUGGAACGCGCUUUGGAUGAAGGAACUGGAUUCAGCUGGAUACGUACCAGGAAACGGAUCAUGUAGUGCCUCUAGACCGUUACCUUCAAUGUUCUGGUCACUGUGGAAAACGUACUGGAAGACUGUUGUAAUUUCGUGCAUCUUAGCUACACUACGAGCCAUAACCAAGAUAAUCACCGCUCUUCUGUUCUAUCUUCUUAUGGGUUACAUGGCCGGAAACGACCCCACGUGGAAAGGGAUAUUGUACGCCGUCGGUAUGAUAAGCGCCAACUUUGGAUCAGGCCUGCUUGCUGUCCACGCGAAGAGGACACUCAUCUUUGCGGGGCUAAAUGCAAAAACUGUAUUGGUGGCAGCAGUUUAUAGGAAGGUACUUCGGCUUUCCAGCGAGUCACAGAGGGACCACACAAUAGGGAAGCUAAUCAACUUGAUUUCUGUUGAUGCUGAUCGAAUCACCAAUCUUUGUUUCAGUUUUGGUCAUAUGGCCAGUGGGGUGCCGCUGAUUGUGAUUGCAGUGAUUCUUCUGUGGCAGUUCCUUGGAGGGGCCUGUCUCGCCGGGGUUGCUGUCAUGCUCAUUAUAAUGACUCUGACGGUACUAGCGUUCUGCGUCGGGAAAAAAUACCAGAUACGUCAAAUGCGAUUGAAAGACAAACGUCUAAAAAAUGUGGCAGAGAUGUUGAGCAGCGUGAAAGUUCUCAAGCUGUUUGCCUGGGAAGAUGUCUUUAUUAGCAAGUGCACAUCCUUGCGCCUAAAGGAAAUGGGUCUGCUGAAGAAAUAUUCGUAUCUUGCUGCGCUUUCCUUUUUUCUCCUUACUUGUUCGUCAUCUAUGGUUUCUCUAGCGAGCUUCAUUACAUACGUGUGGAUCAGCGAUGAUCACAUCCUCGACCCAAGGACUGCGUUUGUGUCGUUUACACUGUUUAAUUUUAUGCAUGUCCCCAUGUUUCUAAUUCCAGAUUUUAUAUCGAACGCGGUUCAGGCGAGCGUUUCAAUGGUGAGAAUUCGGAGAUUUUUACUGUCUUCUGAAGUAGAGGACUGUUCAGUCGGUCGACGGCUUGAUAAAAACAACGCGGUCUCUGUCAAAAAUGCAACUCUUUUCUGGUCGAAGGACAGAACCCCGGCGUUGAGCAACAUUAACCUCACAGUCAAGACUGGUCAACUGGUCGCAGUCGUUGGACCCAUAGGCUCCGGCAAGUCGUCUUUGCUGUCUGCAUUGCUGGGAAACCUUAGGAUUGGUUCGGGAUCCGUGGAUUGCAUAGAGAGUGUAGCGUACACCCCUCAGUGUGCGUGGAUCCAGAACAAGACCAUACGAGAAAACGUGCUCUUUACGGGUAAGUACGACGCCGAACUGUACGAGAUGGUUCUGAAGGCGUGUUGCCUCGAGCCAGACUUGGCGAUCCUUCCAGGUGGAGACAUGGCGGAAAUCGGAGAAAAAGGAAUCACCCUAAGCGGUGGUCAAAAACAGAGGGUCAGUCUUGCAAGAGCAGCUUACCAGAAGAAAGACCUUUAUCUAUUUGACGAUCCGCUCAGCGCAGUGGACACUCAUGUCGGAGCCUCCCUUUUCAAGGACGUUAUCGGGCCACGAGGAAUGCUCAGAGAAACCACACGGAUCUUGGUCACCCAUAACCUUUCGGUGCUCAGUGAAGUAGACUACAUUGUCGUCAUGCAGGAAGGGUCGGUUGUUGAGACUGGUACCUUUGAAAAACUCAAACAUGAAGGAAGUGUUCUUUCGGGAUUGCUAAAAAACGUUACACAGAAAGCUCCAAAAUUUGCAGUUAAUGAGAACAUGGCUACAAAUGUAGACUUUGAAUCAGACAUUGAGGGGGAACCAAAGACUACUCUUGUGCAGGAGGAGGCAGUAGAGGAAGGUUCAAUAAGCCUCCGAGUAUUGAGAACUUACAUACGACACGCUGGAUCCUUGCUGCUGUUGGUGAUUUUGUGUUACGCCGCUUACACUGCAAUCGGAGUGUUCGUUGCUUUAUGGUUAAGUGAAUGGACCAAUGAUUCACUAUCGUCUACCGGAACUCACGCCCUAUAUCUUCGCGCCUACAGAAUUGAGGUAUCCGUCCUCCUCGUAAUUUUCCAGGCCUUCUUUAAUUUUAUCGCAGUCGCCUUGCUGUGGAAGGUAGCGCUUUCCUCCUCCACAAGGCUUAACCUGUUGAUGCUCAAGGGUGUGAUGAGAGCGCCUCUUUCAUUUUUCGAUGUCACCCCCUCUGGACGAUUAUUGAACCGCUUCGGCAAGGACGUUGAUCAGCUUGAUGUCCAGCUUCCAACGUCAGCUCACCUUGCUCUUCAUUGUUUGUUACUGUUUGCAUCGUCUGUUGUCCUCAUAUGCACAUACUUUCCGACGUACAUCCUGGUUGUUGUUCCUGUUACAGUGUGCCUCCUGGUUUUACGUCAAGGGUACGUGGUCCAGUAUCGUCAAGUGAAAAGGCUGGAGACCGUCGCACGUUCUCUAGUUAACAACCAUAUUUCCGAAACACUUGCAGGCUUGAGCAGCGUCCGAAGUUUCAACGUUCAGGGUAUUUUCGUGCGGGAGAACGACGAAAAUAUUGACAGCUUGCACACCUGUACUGUGUACGGCCGUCUUUGUGAAUGCUGGAUUGAAGUCUGGACGGAGGUAGUCAAUGAAAUGCUUCUGUUUUUGAUGUUGUUGCUCCUCGUUGCCCGCCGCGACACAAUGAGCGCGGGAACAGCAGGUCUUCUAGUGUCUUACACGAUCAAUGCUGUAUCCGUGUUUAUCCACUUUAUUUUCCAUUCGACCGGACUAGAAGCAACUUUGAUAUCAGCCGAACGUUUAGAUGAGUACAGGCGUCUGACACCCGAAGGGCCGUGGAAAUCCAAGUUAAGACUGGACCCGCACUGGCCCCACGCAGGUGCGGUGUCUUUCAAGUCUUUCUCGACUCGGUACCGAGAUGGCUUGGACUUCGUACUCAAAGAAGUCAACCUAGACAUUCACGCUGGUGAGAAGUUGGGGAUCGUGGGACGAACGGGUGCCGGCAAAUCGACAGUAGCACUAAGCCUUUUCCGCAUUAUCGAAGCAGCGGCCGGAAGUGUUGUAGUAGAUGACGUGGACAUUGCAGCCAUAGGGUUACGGGACCUCCGUUCCCGGUUGACCAUAAUACCACAAGACCCGGUCUUGUUUCACGGCACUCUGCGGUUCAACCUCGACCCGACCGGGCAGCACGACACUAGCGAGCUCUGGUGGGCACUGAAUGAAUCUCAUCUUGGUGACUUCUUCAGAGAAAAUCGUGGUCUGGACUUUGAAGUUGCAGAAGGCGGACUCAACCUCAGCCUGGGACAGAGGCAACUGGUUUGGCUCGCGAGGGCUGUUUUGAGAAGGACAAAAAUACUCGUGCUCGACGAAGCCACGGCAUCGGUGGACAUGAACACCGACAUGUUGGUUCAGCAGACACUGAGAGAUGCGAUGAGUGGGUGCACUGUCCUGACCAUAGCUCAUCGUCUUCAUACGGUUCUGUCGUCGGACCGCGUCGUUGUGAUGGACCAAGGAAGUGUCGUUGAAGUCGGUAGUCCGACAGAACUGCUGACUGAUACGACGUCGUCGUUCUACGCAAUGGUUCGCGAAGCGGGAGUUGAAUAUCACGGCGCCAAGGUGUGA
Messenger RNA from Ixodes scapularis (black-legged tick), 4332 nucleotides. RefSeq names its product multidrug resistance-associated protein 1-like. The transcript has a single exon. NCBI's taxonomy places the organism in Eukaryota, Metazoa, Arthropoda, Arachnida, Ixodida, Ixodidae. The record is from RefSeq and is a predicted model, not a curated record. Gene Ontology annotation, cellular component: membrane. Gene Ontology annotation, molecular function: ATP binding; ABC-type transporter activity; ATP hydrolysis activity. Bases 1 to 4332 code for a protein of 1443 amino acids. Gene Ontology annotation, biological process: transmembrane transport.